Homo sapiens (human) is the source of this 4568-nucleotide messenger RNA. RefSeq names its product chromosome 17 open reading frame 75 (gene C17orf75). Gene Ontology annotation, cellular component: trans-Golgi network; Golgi apparatus; cytoplasmic vesicle. NCBI's taxonomy places the organism in Eukaryota, Metazoa, Chordata, Mammalia, Primates, Hominidae. The coding region runs from base 80 to 1246 and encodes 388 amino acids. The record is from RefSeq and is a predicted model, not a curated record. The transcript is spliced from 11 exons.
AGAGUUUUUCGCUUUCGCUGGCUGUGCUUGCGGAGCACUUUGGGUUUCAUUUGUAAAGGAGCCGGAGCCCCAGGAGUCGAUGGAUGGAGAUGAAAAGGAACUAGAGAGCAGCGAAGAGGGAGGCUCAGCCGAGGAGCGGAGACUCGAGCCGCCGUCCAGCAGCCACUACUGUCUUUACAGCUAUCGCGGAAGCAGAUUGGCACAGCAACGAGGGGACAGUGAGGACGGAAGCCCAAGUGGCACAAAUGCAGAAACUCCCUCUGGUGAUGAUUUCAGCCUCUCCUUGGCAGAUACUAAUCUACCAUCCGAAGUGGAGCCAGAGCUGCGCAGUUUCAUUGCUAAGCGUCUUUCAAGAGGUGCAGUCUUUGAAGGGCUGGGUAAUGUUGCAUCUGUGGAGCUAAAAAUUCCAGGUUACCGAGUUGGUUGUUAUUACUGCCUUUUCCAAAAUGAAAAACUGCUUCCUGAAACAGUAACGAUAGACUCUGAACGUAACCCUUCAGAAUAUGUGGUCUGUUUUUUAGGAGGGUCUGAAAAAGGACUUGAGCUUUUCAGGCUUGAAUUGGACAAGUACAUUCAAGGGCUGAAAAAUAACAUGAAUUGUGAGGCAAGGGGCCUGGAGAGUCACAUAAAAUCCUAUCUGAGCAGCUGGUUUGAGGAUGUUGUAUGCCCAAUCCAAAGGGUUGUUCUUCUCUUUCAGGAAAAGCUUACCUUUCUGCUACAUGCUGCUUUGAGUUACACUCCUGUUGAAGUUAAAGAAUCAGAUGAAAAAACAAAGAGAGACAUUAACAGGUUUCUGAGUGUGGCCAGUCUUCAAGGACUUAUUCAUGAAGGCACCAUGACUUCUUUGUGCAUGGCCAUGACAGAGGAGCAGCAUAAGUCUGUGGUCAUCGAUUGCAGCAGCUCCCAGCCUCAGUUCUGCAAUGCAGGAAGUAACCGGUUUUGUGAGGAUUGGAUGCAAGCUUUUUUAAAUGGUGCCAAAGGAGGUAACCCUUUUCUUUUCCGACAAGUACUGGAGAACUUUAAACUAAAGGCCAUACAAGACACAAACAAUUUGAAGAGAUUUAUCCGACAGGCAGAAAUGAAUCAUUAUGCUUUGUUUAAAUGUUACAUGUUCCUAAAGAACUGUGGUAGUGGAGAUAUACUUUUGAAGAUUGUUAAAGUGGAACAUGAAGAAAUGCCUGAAGCCAAAAAUGUGAUAGCUGUCCUUGAAGAAUUCAUGAAAGAAGCUCUUGACCAAAGUUUUUGAUCAUAUGUUUUGAGAUAAUUGUAUGAUCAAGUUGUAUAUUUAAGUCUUAGUGUUUGAAAUUGCAGUUAUAAUUGUUCAUAGGAUUGCUAUUUAAGAUGAUUUGAAACUCAAUCCAGAUUUUCUUUUUGUAUUUUACCAAUUUAACUUAAAUAAAAAUCUGAAGAACAUCUUCACUGAGUCCUAGAUAGAUAAUGUAUGUGAGAGUUGUGAAAUUUUAGUGUCUCACUGGCCCCAUAAAUUCCACGCUUCAGGAAGUUGUUGCUUAAAAAAUUUCAGAGAUGAUUUUGUUUGUGGCUUUUCUCAGGAAAAGCCUGAGUUUGCUGCAGUAUUUAGCAACUUUUCUUCUCAGAAAAACCAUAAUACUUCCUUUUCAGUGGACUGUAGCUUCUUAAAAAAAAAAAUGUAAUUCUAGUCUUAGAACAGAUUAAUACCACUACACCAGUUCAGAGAUAGAUCUGUGCAUCCUGUGGGUGCUUGAUACAUUUUUUUGUCUAGUUGAUAACGGCAUGGAUGAUAAAGUCAGAUUUUAAGUCAAUAUGCAAAUCCUGAGUAUGUAGAAAAUUAAAUGAGCUUUACAAAUCGAUGCACUAGCUUCAAGAUAAAAUAUUAUCUUUGAGCUGGGCGCAGUGGCUCAAGCCUGUAAUCCCAGCACUUUGGGAGGCUGAGGCGGGCAGAUCAUGAGGUCAGGAGAUCGAGACCAUCCUGGCUAACACAGUGAAAGCCCGUCUCUACUAAAAUACAAAAAAUUAGCCGGGCAUGGUGGCGGGCGCCUGUAGUCCCAGCUACUCUGGAGGCUGAGGCAGGAGAGUGGCGUGAACCCAGGAGGUGGAGCUUGCAGUGAGCCGAGAUCGCGCCACUGCACUCCAGCCUGGGCGACAGAGCGAGACUCUGUCUCAAAAAAAAAAAUAAUUAUCUCUGAGAGAAAGCUACUGCAGAAAUCGCCUUCAGUCACCAUUUCAUUUAUUUGUUCACAGGUAUUUAUGAAGAGCCUGUGUUUUCUUUUAGGUGAAAAUGCUGGAGUUUUAAAACAGUGUUGAGAAAAGAAACAAAGUACAUACAGUUUACAAGCAAACUGUAACAUAAGGAAUGCAAACAGUUUCUUCCUAUUAGAGUUACUCAUUGAUUUUAGUUUUUUGUACAUUUGUUACAAGCCUCAGAUUGUUUUACUCUGAAUCAAUUGAAAGUGCCCUCAGCUAGCCAUUUACAAUUCCCAUGGAAGCCUAUGUAGCUACAUACAUACAAUUGCAAUUUGCUCGGGAUAGCUCUUUAAUAAAUUCAUUUGAUAAUGAUUUUUGCUUAGAAGAACAGAAGUCUUGUGUUCUCACUUCCCUGAGGAUGCUCAGAGGAGCACAAACCCAUAAAACUGAGGAAUCCUCUCUUAAAUGGAUCUAAAUUCACAUUAAGUGCUGAGUUUUAACUUUCAAAAUGACUGACAAUGGCCUUCUGCUUUCUCCUCUACAUAAGCCUCGGGACAUGACUCACAUUUCUUUUCUUUUAAUGAGAAAUACAAUUCAGAAUCUUCAUAAAUGCUUUCAUACGGUUUUAAACUUUAAUAACUUGGAAUGUAGGCAGUAUAGAAAAAAAUCUAAGUAGCAUUUUUCAUAGUAUUAAAGUGAGAGUGGCUGGGCACGAUGGCUCAUGCCUGUAAUCCCAGCACUUUGAGAGGCCGAGGCAGGUGGAUCACCUGAGGUCAGGAGUUCCAGACCAGCCUGACCAAUAUGGUGAAACCCUGUCUCUACUAAAAUUACAAAAAUUAGCUGGGAACUGUGGCAUGUGCCUGUAGUCCCAGCUACUUGGGAGGCUGAGGCAGGAGAAUCGCUUGAACCCGGGAGGCAGAGAUUGCGGUGAGCCGAGAUCGCGCCACUGCAUUCCAACCUGAGUGACAGAGCGAGACUCUGUCUCAAAAAAAUAAAGUCAGGGUGACUAAGGAAAACCAGCAAUUUUAUGACACUGUCCUUGAAUCUGACUGUCUUUUCCCAAUGUAGUUGGUUCCCCACUUGGAAAUCAUUUUUUAAAGUAAGCUACAUUAGCACAUCAACGUUUUAAGUCUGAAAAAAUACUUCAUUUUCAAAUUCAUGUCAUUCAAGAGUCUAUGUUGUAAAUGGCAUUUAAAAGCAAAUGUGUUACCUGCUUCAAAUCAUUUAUGGAUAUAGGCAAGGUGUAAUUACAUAUUCUCUGUGUGGUUGUAUAUAUUUUUGUAAUGUAGGCUCACUACAUUACACAGCUCUAUAUGAUAGUCUUAUUUUAUCUUUUUUUUUUUUUAAUGAAAUGGGGUCUCACUAUGUUGCUCAGACUGGUCUUAAACUCUUGGACUCAAGCAAUCCUCCCACCUUGGCCUCCCAAACUGAGCCACUGCACCCGGCCUCUGGUAGUCUUAUUUUAAAAAAAGUAAGUCUGGGCUGGGUGUGGUGGCUCAUGCCUGUAAUCCCAGCACUUUGGGAGGCCUAGGCGGGCAGAUCAUGAGGUCAGGAGAUCGAGACCAUCCUGGCUAACACGGUGAAACCCCGUCUCUACUAAAAGUACAAAAAAUUAGCCGGGCGUGGUGGCAGGCGUCUGUAGUUCCAGCUACUCGGGAGGCUGAGGCAGGAGAAUGGCGUGAACCCGGGAGGCGGAGCUUGCAGUGAGUCGAGAUCACACCACUGCACUCAAGCCUGGGCGACAGAGCGAGACUCCGUCUCAAAAAAAAAAAAAAAGUCUGACAAACUCUGUAUCACUACUGUAGACAAGGAAAAUGGUGUCAUGGAACUGAAUAUCUUGGUCAUGAGAAGAAACCACAGAGUUCAUGACUAGAAACAUGUACUGUAUUCAAAUUUUAAUAAGCUACUAUCUUGGCUUUUAAAGUUGUUUUUUUUUUUGUUUUUGUUUUAUUUUUUAAGACAGAAUCUCGCUCUGUCACCCAGGCUGGAGUGUGGUGGUGCAAUCUUGGCUCACUGCAACCUCUGCCUCCCAGGUUCAAGUGAUUCUCCUUCCUCAGCCUCCCCAGUAGCUGGGACUACAGGCAUGUGCCACCAUGCAUGGCUAAUUUUUUGUAUUUUUAGUAGAGACGGGGUUUCACCGUGUUAGCCAGGAUGGUCUCGAUCUUCUCACCUUGUGAUCCACCCGCCUUGGCCUCCCAAAGUGCCGGGAUUACAGGCGUGAGCCACUGUGCCCAGCCAGCUUUUAAAGUUUUAAAAAGGAUUUGUUCAGACAUGGAAUAUAUUUGUGUAUAUUACUUGUGUGCUGUACACACAGAGGAAAUGUAUGUUUGUCAUGUAUGAAGAAUGGCUUCAGUUUCUCUGUAAUUAAUUUGUAAUUAUAAUAAUAAAACUUAGCUUCUCAUCAA